AUGCCUUCUCCUCCUCCCACCAUGCCUUCUCCUCCCGCCAUGCCUUCUCCUCCUCUCGCCACCCCCUCUCCUCCUCCCACCAUGCCUUCUCCCCCUCCCGCCAUGCCUUCUCGUCUUCGCGCCACUCUAUCUCCUCCUCCCUCAUCUCCCCCCCUGCUUCCCACCAUUUCAUCACGUGCUUCCCCUAUUUCCCCCCUCUGCCCCUCUUUUCCCAUCGUCUCAACUUUCCCACCUCCGCUCUUUUUUUCCCUCUGCUUCUCUUCUCCCCCUAUUCUCCUGUUUUCCCUCACUGCUCCUCUUUCCCCCCUGAGCUCCUCUUUUUCCCCCUACUCCACUUUCCCCCUCUGCUCCUCUUUCUCGCUCUGCUCAUCUUUCCCCCCUCUGCUCAUCUUUCCCCCCUCUGCUCAUCCUUUCCCAUACUUCACCUCUUUCCACCCACUGCUCCUCCUUUCCCCCCUCUGCUCCUGUUUCUCCCCCCCGCUCUCAGUUUUCCUCCUCUGCUUCUCUUACCCUCUCUGCUCCUCUUUUCCCCCUAAAAUCCUCCUUCCCGUCCGCACUUCCCCCGUCCACUCUUAUUCCUCUCCCAUCCCCGCCAGCUCACUCACCCCUUUCUUCCUUUGCUUCUCAGCCACCGGUGAACCCGGCUCCGGUUCUUUAAUUUCCCUUCUUUGCUCUCCUCGUGCCGUCCCUUACCUCGGCCAGUUGCCCUUGCCGUCAUUCAAUUCCACACUCCCUUUCAUAGCCAACUCAAUUCAGACCUAG
Molecule: messenger RNA, 762 nt
Organism: Closterium sp. NIES-65
Lineage: Eukaryota; Viridiplantae; Streptophyta; Zygnematophyceae; Desmidiales; Closteriaceae
Source: the annotation of a GenBank genome assembly